Messenger RNA from Papaver somniferum (opium poppy), 2022 nucleotides. Its product is annotated as GDSL esterase/lipase At4g10955-like. NCBI's taxonomy places the organism in Eukaryota, Viridiplantae, Streptophyta, Magnoliopsida, Ranunculales, Papaveraceae. The coding region runs from base 164 to 1762 and encodes 532 amino acids. The transcript has 2 exons. Gene Ontology annotation, biological process: lipid metabolic process. The record is from RefSeq and is a predicted model, not a curated record.
UAGAGGAAGAUUAAGAUUCCGUUUAUAGCUUACGAAAUUGCAUGUGUGUAUAUAUAUAUAUAUAUGUAGUGAACCACUGAAUCUCUAAACAGAAAUAGAAUUCACAGUCACAACUUGAUUCUUCAAAAGAGAGAAAUACAACCAGCUUUUGGGUUUUCAUAAAAUGGGAGACAAUGAUUUCCGGUGUUCAGGACUUCAACGCUUAUCUACGGUGAACUGGCAAAAUGAACGUCAUCAAAGAUCCAUAAUGGCAAGCCUGGUUAAGGGUGUAUAUGUACAGGAGGAUGAUCGUCAACAAAAACGGCAAGGGUGUCUUGCCCUCGCACCACCAUGGUGGGAAUUCUUCAAUUUUGUGCUACUGGAAGUGCUCGUUGAUGAUGACGCUUCCUCUAUCUCUGCAGAUUUCUCCAUCUUUGGGGCUGUUUAUGAAUUCACACCGUCCAACAACUACUAUCCCGUCGGAGCUCCAAGAUAUGUUAUUGCUUUUAGAGGAACUAUGUUGAAAAAAGAGACUAUCGUACGGGAUACGAUAUUAGACAUAAAUGUUUUGACAAAUAAUCUUUCCCGUAGGUCUCGUUCCGAUAAGGCGAUGCAAGCUGUUGAAAAUAGAGUAUCUGGAAAAGGAGAUAGUCGUAUCUGGUUAGCAGGGCAUUCUUUGGGUGCUUCCCUAGCAAUGCUUGUGGGAAAAAAUAUGGCACGUAAGGGUAAUUUCCUUGAAUCAUACUUCUUUAAUCCACCAUUUGUUGCAGCUCCAAUGAAGCGUCGGAUCAGAAAAGCUAGAACCUGGAUCAAAGCUGGACUCACAGUCGGGAUAAAAGAUUACCAAGAGAGGCAACGUUCAAAAAGUCUGUUCAAUAACUUGUGCAAGUGGGUACCAAAAUUGUUUCUGCAUGAGUCUGACCUUAUAUGCGCGGGAUACGUUGGAGAUUUUGAACUCAGAGAAUCGAUGGAAAGCGAUGGGGUUGGAGAUGUUGGGAGGUUGGCGGCACAAAAUACAAUGAGGGGGAUAUUUACAGGAGCUUUAGGAAUGGAUUCUAUUUUGAAUUUAUUCGGAAUCAAUUGCUCAGAUGAUUUACACUCACUUGCUUCAGCUUGUUUAACUACUAGUUGCAUUCGGAAAUUCCAAUCUCACAAUCUUAGUCAAUGGUUUACAGAUGAAACAGUUUCAGACUCUAAGGUAUAUUCCACGGGUGGUUUUCCAAAGCCUGCGAUUAGUCAGACCGACAAUCCCGAGAAAACCACUACGAGUUGUCCUCCUCCUUUGGUAGGACAAGCUACCAUGUUCGAGAUAGCUGCUGAUGUUUCAACCUUGUAUGGUUGUGGCAACUUCGAGUUGGUCUAUAACUUUUGGGUUCCACCAGAACAUAAGGACUUCUACACGCAGAUAGUGGAGACUUAUGGGCAUAUUCCAACCCUGCUGGCGGGUCGCCAUGAGAUGAAUACAUUUGUUAACGUGACUCGUCUUCUUCUGGAUGCUGCUGUCGAGAUGACUCACUUAGGAGAGUCUUUUCCUUCAGAAGAAAAGUUGUCGUCCUGGCGCAGUGCCCUCGAUCAUGCCCGCUUUUUUAUGUUCAAUAUCUCUUGGUUGGAAGAGCUUUUCAAGGAGAUUGAGAAGAAGCGUGAUUCUCAGCAAGAACUAUUACGGGUUGAGGUCGCCCGACUUAAAAAGGAAGUGGCAAGUCUUCAACUUACGCGCGUGCCGCUGGUUCAGGAGGCAGCCGAAGUCGAAGUGAAGAUUCGUAAAAGGAUAUAUUACGGUUAAUACUUAUGGGAAAUUUAUACUAGGAUACAUUAAUUAAAUAUCCUAGGAAUUGAAAUGGAACCCUUCAAAUGGAAAUUUUAUAGAUUAUUAAAAUGUCUGUAAAAUAAAUUAAACUCUUCGCCCUAAUUUCUUAAUUACUUUCAUGUCUUUAUCCAAUGAUUUCAGUUUGGAGUCCAUUAACUUAUGUAUGAUAUAUGUUCCAUUUUUUCUGGGAACAUUGGCUGUCAUCUAUAAAAAUCGGGACAAAUUUCACUAAUUCA